Molecule: messenger RNA, 3499 nt
Organism: Magallana angulata
Lineage: Eukaryota; Metazoa; Mollusca; Bivalvia; Ostreida; Ostreidae
Exons: 20
Coding region: 363-2951 (862 amino acids)
Source: RefSeq, a predicted model, not a curated record
CUACUUGGGUCGUUGAUUCUGUUGUUUCAUGCGAACACUCGUUGAAAAGUCUUGUAGCGGGUUUUACCUUGUGUAUCGGAGAAAUUACCUAACAACCACACGUACAGCGAUAGCAAAAUAUGUACCUGUCCAUAUAGAAACACUGCUGUUAAAUAGAGAUUUAUUUCAAAGAAACUUCGUGCCGUCUCACAAAAUAUACCGCAAUAUUGGACAGGUGUCUUUGUGUGGAGAAAAAAAUACAGCGGCAUUUGACAUUAAGAAUAGAUAUUAAUAAUAUUUGUGCUGGAAUUCUUAUAUUAACGAUAUUCUCUUGAGAUGAUUUUGGGAUUUAUUGAAAGAACAGCAUUUCGUUUAAUUUGAAAAUGUCUUCUUUGAGUGAAAAGAAAGUUCCUUAUUUCGUCUGUCAACCAACGGAGCUAAAUGUAGCAAAACGUCAAGACAGCAGACUGCCAUCCGUCCAAUCAAAACGUUCGAAAAAAGAGGAGCGGUCCAUCAGCGCUAAAUCAAACUCCGCCGCGGCGUCCAGCGACAAAAGAUUUCGGCCAUCCUCGGACGGUUUUCAAUGGAGGAGAAGUUCCUCCCUCACUAGCUGGUCUCUCCCGGUCCCUCGGCCCGAUACACACAGCGGGCACCGACUGACCGUCAAAAACUUGAUUUUUCACAGAAAAAGUACGGGAAGUGACAGAAGAGUGCACUUCAAACAUGAUCUGUACUCAAAUUCGAGAACCCCUAGCCCGUGUAGCACACUGGAGGAUUUCGAAGUCCACCGGCCCAGAUUCCAAGCCAUUUCCGGUCCCAAGAGGUUCUCCGAGGGCGAUGUUCUGGAGGCCCGCCAUCAGCAGUCGUUAGACGCGGCGGACCAGAAGAGUCAUCUCAACAAGUUCAGGAAUGUGACCAAAGCAACCAUUUUCAGAGACUCUGCUCAAUCACUUAGUAAUAGAUUAAAAGGUAGAAGAAUUUCCGAAAUUGAUGAACAGCUGACCAUGGACGUGAGAGGUGAAGGUCGUCGGGGCACGGUCCACGGCAGUCAGCUGUAUGUGGUCAGUGACGGGGGAAGGCUGUCCCGGCGGAUAGACGAACCCAUCUCAAAGCAACGACUCAGUACCCUACUGUCAGCCACACUGAAAGCAAAGGAAGAGGAGAAAAAGAAUAUGUUAAGGAGGCUACAGACGGUCAGCAGAGUUGUCGGUCGUGUUUGUGCGCUGCAGAAAAUCGUGAUGCAGCGGAACGCCAAUGACACUGUGUAUCAGUCCCAGCUGAAGGAUAUCGGGAGUUCCCCCGUGAACGAGAAGAAUACGUACGGAGCCAAUAGGAUAGACGUAUCCUACUUCAAGGCCAACCGACAGAUGAGGAUGUCACAAAGAGGUCUACAAAUUUUAUCCAAACCGUCAGACCAGCGGACGACCGAUGAUAUCCGAUAUGCAACCAACGCCCUCCGGAAUGUGAAGUACAUCGCCGAGUUUCCUCUGAGAAUCCAGGAAUCCUUGGCGCGUGUGGGUUACGUUGAGUGUUACGAGCCCAAGCGUUUCAUAGUGAAAGAGGGCGGGGCGCCGGAAAACGCCUACAUCGUUCUGUAUGGCUCCAUUGUGACCGCCAUUUUAGAUGACCACAAGUUAUCAGCUACAUCUAUAGAUGUGCUUAUUAAACGAGGACAGCCAUUUGGGGAAAUAGGAGUUUUCAAAAAUCAAAGAAGAGGCGGAUCAAACAUUACGAAUGAAUACACAGAAGUUCUGAGAAUUCCUGCAGAGGAAUACAAGAAGAUAUUCAUGGGCGGCGUACAAACUAACCCAGUGAACGACCCCUUCCUUAUGAAAUUUGGGUUCCUACGACAUUGGCCAUUAAAAUGUUUGAAAGAGGAACCUGGAAAAUACUUUGUUACAUAUUUUCAACGAAAUGUGAUUUUAACGAGAAAUAGUAAUAAAUCGGACUGGAUUUACUUAGUUAAAGAGGGAUCUCUUAGGGUUCUAAAAAGACUCGAAAAGGUGAAACCCAUUGUCAGUAAACGUUCUGGGGAAUACACAAUGACAGCGCAUCCUAGUGGGUAUUUUUCGUUUCUUAGUCGAACCGAGGAUUUCGACCGUUACGUCAGUUACCAUGACAUCCGCCUUCCGUCACCCCUUCACAUGGAAACAGACUACGGUGACGAAUACGGCGACCCCCAAUAUACUCCGGGAACCCCGCGGCACAAAAAGUCGCAGUCGUUAGUGAAACGCUUGGACAGUGUUCUCCGACCACACACGACCGGAAGGAUGAUCAUCACGCCCGGAAGUGAACGAUUGACGUCUGCUGACCAAUCACCGAGGUCGACAGUUAGUGAUAGUCCCGCCUCAAAAAGUCCUAAGACUCAAGCAUCUGAAUCAAGCAGAGAGAAAACAGAUUCUCCCGUUUUAUCAAGUAUAACUGAAGGAGAAACUCCAGACGGUAAGAAGCGGAUAGGAUUAAAGACAAUCUUCACAGAUCUUGAUGUUGGUGCCAAAACGACAGAAGAUCAGAGACAUCGUCAAGUGAGAAUUAGUCCUAUGAUGGAAGAAAACGAUGUGCCAUUACCAGAGACGAACAAAGAAACGGAGUGGGUCCAUGUUCAAACCUUGACAAAGGACCAAACGUUUGGUCUGCAAUAUGUGAUGUUUGAAAAGGAAAACAAACCACAACCAAGUUUUGUUGUCAUUAGCAACGGAGCAGAAGUGGUUCAAAUCAGUCGCUCCUUGUUUAUUUCGAAACUUGAUUUUAAUGCCAGAGAGAGGCUUCGAAGCGAGGUGUCGCCAUAUCCAACAGACGAUGAACUUCAGAGCAAUCUCACCACACGGGUUAACUGGGAGGCUUAUAAGGACAUUGUGUUACACCAGAUCAUCUGUGACAAAAACAAACGCAGGCCAUCGUCUCAGCUCAAAUAUAGACCAAUGAAAUUCAAUCUUUCAAAACAUACCUUGGCAAAGUCUGUGUACUCAUAGUGAAAUUGAAAAAAAAACCAGUUAUUUCCCCCUUGGCCGCCAUCUUUAGGUAAAACAAUUCUUUAAAUUUCCUAAUCCUUUCAUAGUUCCAGGGAUACAGAACUGUUUCAUAUGACAUCAAAUCCGCUCCAAAAUUGUGUUUGGAUUGCUCCAGAAUGGGUGCUAUAUUCAUAUCACGAAGGAUAAAACAUUGAAACAAAAAAGAAAUUUCACCACAGAAUGCUUGAAUUGUUAGAAGCAUAUACAUGGUCAAGAGGUUGCUGGACUUUUCCUAUAUGAACGUUGAAUAGGAACACCUCAAUUCAUUUUUAUUUGCAAUGUAUUGAUUGCUCUUUUAAGAGAGUAACCAUGCUGUGCUGGAGAUUCGCAAAUACUUGACAUCAUUAUACAUGAAAAUUUAUGCGCAUUAUAGGUUUGUUGUUAUUUAUUUAUAUCACGAUUCCCUGUCAGAUCUUUAUUUAUUUAACCAACCAAACAAUUUCCCGUUGAUUGCGCGGCUUUGUGCCACAUUUAGAGACGAAAUAAACUGAAACGUUUUACAAAUAUGA